AUGGCUGCUGCCUCAUCCGACACCCUAAGUGUCGGAGGUAGCAAUUCUGCGGGGGCGCCUUGUCACUAUCGCCUCGCGAAUUUCCAUUCCUUCUCUCCUCAAGGGGAGCGCUCGUCUCCCGAAAGCCGUGCAGGUCUCCGCUCUUCUGGGCAAGGUGAACAAAGCGAGGCGUUCCUCUUCCAGCACGACGAAUCGCCGGCCGAACACCCAAUCCCCGCUCCAGACACCGGGGCUUCAGGUGUACAGACACCCCGGCGAACGCGCGGCUCGUACAUUGCGUCGUGUGGAAACUGGAGCGACCUUGAUUUUUCCUCAAUCAUUUGGACUCGCCGGCACCACCCGUCUCCUGGGUCUCUUCGUUCCGAUCAAAAUGCGACCGAACAACCGUCUGCCCCUCCCUUUAACGCUCAGCUUUGUCGGAUCUGCAAUGGCUGCCGUGGAAACGGACGCAGUUGCCUGAAGGGGGUCAGAAAAAGCCUCUUUUCCUGCGCCACCAAAGCACACGCAGAAUGUGCGUGGCCCUCGCGAUACCUGAAUGCGGGGCUGUCCCGUCUCGGCGAUCGCCUCGCCUUCCACAUCGUUGAACAUCCAGACUUCUUUCUUAAGCGCGCUGUGGCAUGUGGCGUCGUUCUCCUCGUCCUCGCUCUUGUAUCUGCAGCAAUCUCGUUUGGGACACCUGGCUUCGAUCCUAACGCCACGCUCCGCCUGGAUCGCGAAACGGCUUCUCGUUCUUCCGCGUCGACAGAGCUGCCGUCGCUUCGGGCCCCGUCCGUGGAGGAGGGAUCCGCGCGCUCACCCCACGUGUUUGGGGAAGACCGACGAGAAGGUCGUCUCAGUCACAGGUCCUUUCUGGAAUCAAACUUUCCACAGAAUGCGUCCGGCAGCUCGUCUCUGUCUCGACCGGCUUCUCACCGAGUCCAUGCAGACGACAGAUUUGUCGGAGAGCCCGUUUUAUCCCACGCAAACGCCUCAUCAAGUGCCUCAGCAUCCGCGACGGCUCUAGCUUCGCCCUCGGGCGCUUCUCCUCUCCAACCUUCUUCCUCUCACUUUGCUUCCCUCGACCUGCCGGCUUCGCACGCUGCAGCGUCCACCUCUCCCCUCUCCCCUGCCGGUUCCGCUGCGUCCUCGCCGACGUCUUCUCCUGAAUCUGGUACGCAUGUCAAACCCUCUUCUGCAUCGGGUUCGUCACUUGCGUCCUCGUUGGCACCUCCGUCGGCGGGAAACACUAGUUUUACAGCUUCGGAGGCCCUCCCUGCGAACCAAAACAGCCUUCGCCCCGCUCGCGGUCCCUCUCGCCUUGCCGUUUCCAAAGUCGUUUUCCCAAGAACUAGCGCCAUCUCCUUUCCUGUCGAGUCCCCGCCGCCUGCAGUCCCUGGCGGAGAGCGAAACGAAGGCCUGGCUAGCGACCCGAGCACCGACGCCUGCUCAGGUGGCCGUGUCUGCAGCGGAGAGGCCAGGACUCCAGCUAGCUUCACAGACACCUGGGAACGCCGUGUCUUGGCGCGGCUAGCUGAGGCGCUCCGCGUCCGUUAUGUCGCCGGUGCCGCGCUCUUUCUCCCGGAGACUAGCGAGGCCCGAAAAAAAGGCGAAAAAAUGAAGAGCUUGUUUGGAGAGGACACGCGCGCGACGACGAUGCUGUACGUGAAUGAGAAGGCGAUGCACAUGCGCCUAGAGGAAGCAGCCGAGUUUGCGGGAGGCGGCGAGAAAGUGGAACCAGAGGCGGCUGGAGUCCGCGCGAACACGGGGCAGGCACGCGGUGCGGGCGAAACAGCCGGCUCAAACAGGAGAGCAAUCGACCUCGCCAGCCGUGAAGCGAGCAGGCAGGAGCGCGCCGCCGCUUCGGCUUUACCCGACGACGGCUCUGUGCAAGCGAUGAGGGGAUCAGUCGAUGCUGGACGGAAUACCAAACACGGAAGAGGGGGCCUGUCCCCACCAGGUUCGACCUCUUAUUCGCCUUCGUUGUCUGUGGGGUUUUUGGCGCCUGGCUCCGUGACACCCGCCGAUGUGCCGGGGGCGCGGAGUGGAGCCGGAGGCGUGCCGCAGAUCCAACGCAACGCAGAGACAGCGGCAGACAAUACUCUCUCUCUGCCGAGCACGCGAGAGAGGCAAAGAGAUCGCCCUGCUACAGAGGAGGCGAGACGGCGGCGGUUAUCUGAAGAAGCCGAUGCUGCCUUCUCUCUGGGUGAGAAACCCAACCCGCUUCCGGGCAGCGCUCACCGUUUGCGUGCGUCACCUGCGGACAGGCCAUCCCAGGACUUGGAAAAGGAUCCGUUGAAGCUCGCACUUCAGUCUUCCUCUUCGCCAGGGGGGCCAGUUCCAACUACAGGCCUUCUGUCUCGCGAGGUUCUCAGGGAGAUCUGGGCGUCUCAACGAGGCUUCCAAGACGAUGUGGAGGCCCGAGGCAAGACGUGGCGAGAUCUCUGCUCUGCGACACCGACUGCAACAACUGCUGCAGGCUCUCCAUGCAUUGCUGUGGGACUCUUUGGCAUUUACGAAGUCGCCGCGGGAGCGCCUCUGGACUCUCCUGAAGCCUUUGAAGACGCGUUCGAUGGUGCGCAGACGGGUAACGUGACUCUACUGCACUAUGCGGCAGCGUAUGUCCCCUCGUCGUUCUACACGCCGGUGAGGCUCACUUUUGAUUCGCCACUUGCCGCUGGGGUUCGGGAGGAGACACACCACUGCGCAGCUGUUCCGGGUUUGAACAGAGAGGACUGGCGGGAAAACGGCGGCGUGGCCUUGGCCAGCGAGAAGACCCAGGGGGCGACAUUGACACCCCACGACUCAGGAGAAGGCGAAGGAAACGACCCCACUGGGGCCAGACGGAUCUCGGCUGCGCCGGAAGAGAUUAAGCGAAAAGUGAAAACACCUUUCGACUUUCGGCUGGCUUCGGCCGACGCUCUUCUUUUCGUCUACGAGCUGGACAGCUCCAAGGGAAGUUCCGAGGAUCUGGACGCUUGGGAAAGUGCGGCGUCCGCGUGGGCUGUUAACCAGCGGGAGAGGGCGGAGGCGAGAUGGCGCGAGAAGCGGAAAGUGGAGAGGAUAGAGACAGCAGAGAGACCACCGGAGGCCCACGCGAGACAAGGGCCACGUCUACGGGAGAAGCCGGAAAGGCGAGCGGACCAGACCGAAGAAAACGGUGAUCGGUCUCGCAGCGUCGACGGGGUUCUUUCCAUUCUUUCACGAUACUUUUUGGCCCUCGCUUCCUACGUUUCGUCUCUCUAUCCUUCCUCUUCGUUUGCGUCGUCCGGUUCGUUUCCUGCUGAACUGGAUGACUCAGAUCUUCGGUGGUCGGUGCAUCUCUUCAAUUCCCAGGUGGCGUCGCGAGAGAGUGUCUUCACUGUUGCGCGGGAGACGCCGUUGCUGGUGUACACGUUUGGCCUCGUUUCUCUCUUUCUAUUUCUCGUGUUUGCCUCUCUGGGCGGGCUCCCAUGGAAAGGCUGUUUGUCGCUAACGCUGGGGGUGCAUGCAGUCACUGUCUUUUCCGUGGCGGGCGGCUUCUGUUUGGGACACCUGCUGUUUCGCAUUCCCCUCACCCCGCUCGCGCCGCUCGUCCUGCAUCUGCUGCUCGGCUUCGUCGCGCAGUUUUCGGUCUCGACGCUUCUCCAGUUGAGGCAGGCACGCGGCAGGGAAGCUAAGAAACGACAGGCGCAGCAGCAUCCGAUCUCCCCGCCGAAAGAUCCUGCCUUCGCGCCUCCCUCGCGCCUCUCCUGCGGCUCUCACGCAGCGAGGGCGGGGAGCGUCUCGAUGACCCACGAGGGAGACUCGCCGACUGUGGCUUCUCCUCGAUACGAAGACGACGAGGACGAUCCAUCCCUCCUUUACGUUUCCCCUCUCUUCCCAGGAGUCCCACGGAGCGCGGGGUGUAUCGACACCGGAUUUGAAGCAGCCAGGGCGCCUCUGGUGGCACGGGGGUCUCUGCCGCUCCAGCUACCGUCUGCAGGGUUGCCGUUGCCGCAGGAGCUGUUUCGCAGCGCGCGGCACGCGCCUGGCGUUCCCGCGGCUUACGCUGACGUCGCUGUGGCGCGUGGAACCUCUGUGGGGGUGACAGCGUCUGAGCGGCCGCACCCGCCGGGAGAUCGCAGGGUGCCCUGGCAACAGCUCGUGCUGCGGAGCGAUGGCAAGCUCCGGAUUAUGCGACGAGUGAUCUCGUCGUCGUUUUCAGGUCUUCUUCUCACGACCGUAACGUGCGUCGCGGCGCUGCUGCUCGCUUCGUCCAUCGACCUCCCUGCGGUCGCCUACUUCUCGCACGCCGCUGCCUCUGCUGUCUUUUCGCUUUUUUUCUUCCACAUCUUCCUCUUCUGUCCCCUCCUGGUUCGGCUCGAACAGCCGUCGCUAGCUGUAGGUACACCUGAGUGUCCCUCCGGUGUACAGACACUCCCACCGGGCGCCUCGCGGCUUCCGCGGGGAUUUACAAGCCACUCGCCUCCGUUCUCGCCACACGCCUUCACGAAGUCGGGUGUUGCCGUCACGGUUUGCGAGGGAAGUGUGCAGGGACCCGGGUGUGGAGAGCAGAGGAGGCUUGCGGGCGGAGAGAGAGGUUGUGGGCGGCGCGAGGACAAAGGUGGAGAAGAGGUCGAAGUGCGACGAGACGGUGAGGACAGGAAAUCGCCUUCCCAGGCUUCCGUAGGUGCAGCAGGCGAGGACUUGUCGCACGCGUGUUGUUUCUCUCUGCUGCGAGGCACAGAGAACGCUACUACUAACAGAGACAGUGCACGCUUGGCCUCGUUGACGCUGAGACGAUUCGAGUCACGAGGCAUAGGCGACUUCGGGGACGAUGAUCCCACUGCUGAUUUCCCAGGACCCUUUGCAAAAAGGUUUUGCACUUCCUCUGGUGAACGAUGUGUCGACGAGGUCCGACGAGAAGCAGAUCUCACGAUUGACGGAGAACUGUCUCCGCUUGGACCUGAAGAGACAACGGCUCUCCAGACAAGCGGUGUCCCCUCCGCCUUCAGGAGUCGCCUUCUGCAUGUCGACAAUACCCCCCUGUGUGCGUCGUCCUCCUCCGCCAGUGUCGAUUCUGUCUCCUCUCCUGCCUCCCGUAGGCGUCCACGCGACGUACGCGGGAAGGCCUUUGGGCAGUCGCGACACCGGCCGGAGACACCUUUGGGCUCCACGGGCAUCGCCGCCGACCGUGCCCCCGCUGCGGCCGCGCCUCCGCGGGUCUUUGUGAGCGGGGCGGUCGUCGCUCGUCCGUUUCCAGGAGGCACCGGGGCGAGGCGGGGCGACAGCAGCGACGAGGCAAGAGGCGAAGCAGACGAGCAUGCUGCCGAGAAUCCGACUGAGGCAGUAGACGAUCGGGAGAUUGGGAGAGGCAGAGACAUGCGUUCGCGAGAAGCGAAAGUGAAUCUUGUGUGCGCAGGCCUCGGUGGAGAAGAUUUGAUGAGCGAAGACUCUGAUGAUUCGUUUGCGCGUGGGAGAGAUGACGAGGAGGAUGCUCUAGGCUAUUCACAGCGGCUCAUGUUCACGGACAUCGAUGGAGCAAGGACUAGAGAAGGGGUACUUCCAUUUGGACAAUUCAUGCCUUCCUCAGACAGCCGCCCCCCCGUAGGUGUUCCGCAACAUGCCUCGCUGCUUCGCUGUGGAAACCAAGAGGAGAAAAUAGAAGAGUUAGGCGAGUCGCAGAGGAAACUCCUGACGCUGCGACGCGCCGAUAGCUACGGCAAAGAAGAGGAAAGGAGCGACUUUCGAACUCCGAGGAGCGACGGCGCAACGAGCGGGGAGCUCCUGGUCUAUGCACACCCAAGGAGAGAUGAAGGAAGCCGAGAGAGUGAUGAAAGCGGAGGAGCCAGAGCGAGCGACGUUGGAAGACGAAGCGAAGAAGUCUAUGCAAUCGAGCAAUGUGAACGAAGAGGAGAAGCCAGUCCGUCUAACGGAGAAACUCAGAACAGGAGUGCUCCGGCCGGAAUUUAUCGAGAACGAAGGCAAACGCCAGAGAGGAAUCGAGGUGGAGAUCCAAGGCGAGAGCGAUCGAGACGCAGAGAGAAAAAAGGAACUCGUGUCUGGGAUUUCUUCACAAGAAGAAGAAAUCGGCGCGUGGUGCUGACGGUAUUUUUUCUGUUGACGGUGACGAGCGGCCUGCUGUCUAGACACCUGAGCGCGUACUUUGACCUCCUCACCUACCUCAGCCGCGACUCCCCGCUUCUUUCCUUCUUCAACGCCGUCGUGUUCUUCUGGCCCGCGGGGCUGCCUUCGAAGCUUUACCUCGUUCUCCCAGGCGAAGACGUCGUAGGGUAUCGCGACCUGAAACAGCGCCGAAAAAUCAUCACUUUCCUGGAAGAGCUCGAGACACUUCACGAAGUUCAGGGUCCGGUUCUUUCGUGGAUCACCGACUUGGAGGCCCACGUGAAUGGAACGAGUUCUGCGACUGCUCCGGAACACGUGCCGCCAAUGAUAACUCCUGAAUGUCCGUACAUCUCCCCCGACGCAACGCAGCCGCUUCCGUUUCCAUUCGAAGCCUCGCGUUUCAAUGCGCGCGUCCGGGAGUGGACAGGAGACGGAAACGAUACACUCUGCACACUCAGUUCUCUUCAACAGAACGACACAGGCAAGACAGCCGGAGAGAAGGCGCCGUGGCUCCAGAACGUCAUUCCGUCGCGCUACGACUCGUCGUAUAUUCGGAAUGGCAGCCGCAUCGAGGCCAGCCGCAUCAUGCUGAUGGGCGUGUAUCGGCCCGACGACCCGCGCGCAAACGUGGAGACGAAAGGGAAGCUGGAGAACUUGACGCGAGAGAAACUGGGGGUCGACGGCGCCUUCGUGUACGCCGACUGGUUCGAAGAAGCCGAGCGCGACGAGCGAAUCUACAGCAUGGUGGCCAAGCAGCUUCUCGUCGUUGCAGGUGGCCUCGGAAUCUUCCUCGCCUUUUUUCUGUCUCCCGUUGGAGGCCUGCUGGUUGCGGUGCUUCUGGUUGCCAUUUCACUCAUCGUGGCGAGCUGCCUGGUUGUCAUUGGCGCCUCGAUCGAUGUCAUUUCUCUGAUUGCACUGUUCAUGUGCGUCACCUUCACAGUCGAGUACGGCACCCACAUCAUCUACCUUUUCCUUCACACGGGCGACAAGCACAGUCGAGUCGACUCGCGUGUCUCGCCUCUUGUCUGGGACGGAGAGCACUGGCAGGGACAACCCAGACUGAUGGCUACAAACGACACGACAGCUAGCCGCCGGGCUGCGAUCCGAGUGUGGAAGUGUGCGCGACGAGGACUCCCGACUAUCGCGUUGUCAGCCACUGCCAGCUUCCUCGGUGAGAAACGGAAACACGUAAAUGAGGAUAAGAAGUGA
Messenger RNA from Neospora caninum, 7272 nucleotides. Its product is annotated as Niemann-Pick type C1 disease protein/ patched like cholesterol transporter of the SecD family, 12 transmembrane domain, related. The transcript has 9 exons. The record is from RefSeq and is a predicted model, not a curated record. Gene Ontology annotation, cellular component: plasma membrane; cytoplasmic vesicle membrane. Bases 1 to 7272 code for a protein of 2423 amino acids. Gene Ontology annotation, biological process: endocytosis; molting cycle, collagen and cuticulin-based cuticle. NCBI's taxonomy places the organism in Eukaryota, Apicomplexa, Conoidasida, Eucoccidiorida, Sarcocystidae.